Aegilops tauschii subsp. strangulata is the source of this 506-nucleotide messenger RNA. Lineage: Eukaryota; Viridiplantae; Streptophyta; Magnoliopsida; Poales; Poaceae. The record is from RefSeq and is a predicted model, not a curated record.
CAAUCUUUUUAGUUCGUGCUUCGUCGGCUCCUCCUUUCUGAUCACUCUCCCGCCGGAGAUUCAAGACCCCCAGGCUCUAGCUCAUUUAGCAGGGCUAAACUUCUAUCUGAGUCUUUACGAGCAGGAUCCGGGAUGGGUUACGUUCAUUCAGAACGAGCUUAAUCACAAUACCCCCCUGGAAGACAUACCUGGGCGGCUUAAGCUCUUCCUAAUGGAAGAAAAGCUCUCUUCUAUGCGACAAGAUGUCAUUCAGGAAUUUGUGGUGCUUUAUCAAAGAGUAGGGCCUUAUCUACCGAUCGAGCCCUACUUGGUCGAUGAGCUUCGUUCCUAUCUGGACCAUAUUCACGCAACUGAUUCUUUCACUGUUCUCCAAGCGUCUUAUCAAGAUCUGCGGGAGAAUGAGGGAGGAUCCGUUUUCUUUCGAAAUGCUGUUUCCCACAACCGGGAUCUCCUUGAGGCGGAAAGCUCCGCAAGGAGGUGCCUGGAAGUGGAACAGAGGAUCCGGU